GGGGCGGAGUUUACAGACGGCCCUAGCAGCAUGGCCGCCGGCGCCGCCGCCGCCUUAGCGUUCCUGAGUCAGGAGAGUCGAGCCCGGGCCGGAGGGGUCGGGGGUCUGCGGGUCCCGGCUCCGGUCACUGUGGACAGUUUUUUCUUCGGCUGUGAGCUCUCCGGCCACACCCGCUCUUUCACCUUCAAGGUAGAGGAAGAAGAUGAUUCGGAGCAUGUGCUGGCUUUGACCAUGCUCUGCCUCACCGAAGGGGCCAAAGAUGAGUGUAAUGUGGUAGAAGUCGUGGCCAGGAAUCAUGACCACCAGGAGAUUGCAGUCCCCGUGGCCAAUCUCAAGUUGUCCUGCCAACCCAUGCUCAGUUUGGAUGACUUCCAGCUUCAGCCACCUGUAACCUUCCGCCUGAAGUCAGGUUCUGGCCCUGUGCGCAUCACUGGGAGGCACCAGAUUGUUACUAUAAGCAAUGAUGUUUCUGAGGAAGAAGAGAGUGAAGAAGGGAGUGAGGAGGAGGAAACAGAGUUGUGUCCCAUCCUGCCUGCCAAGAAGCAGAGGGGCAGACCUUAGCCUUGGUCAGCUAGCUGCCUGCCAUGUGUGCCAUGCACUAUGUUCCUGCACAAAUUUCAAGAAAUUUAAAUGUGUCUUCUCCGUUGAAGAGGAGGGAUGGUUGGGUG
Suricata suricatta (meerkat) is the source of this 668-nucleotide messenger RNA. It is a transcript of the gene NPM3, whose product is annotated as nucleophosmin/nucleoplasmin 3. Gene Ontology annotation, cellular component: nucleoplasm; nucleolus; cytoplasm. Gene Ontology annotation, molecular function: RNA binding; histone binding; chromatin binding. NCBI's taxonomy places the organism in Eukaryota, Metazoa, Chordata, Mammalia, Carnivora, Herpestidae. The coding region runs from base 31 to 561 and encodes 176 amino acids. The transcript has 6 exons. The record is from RefSeq and is a predicted model, not a curated record. Gene Ontology annotation, biological process: chromatin remodeling.